UGCUGCCGUCAUUGAAACAAAAUCGCGUACUGAGAUAUAGUACAGUGUACACACACGGCUGCAAAUGUUUAUCAUGCACGGGCAGCAGUUGUUGAUUGCGACGGAUUCUUGAGUGAUUCGUCAUCGUUUUGUCGCCGUACGUCCGACGGAAUCGCGUUAAAAAAAAAUAGGAAGUACACAAAAAACCAAUCCUAAACUCGACCUUCGUGUAUCGAUACUAAUUAAUCACAAAAAUACAACAAUAUAGUGCGCCAACAGAUUAUCAGGCCGCCAGACCGGAUUUUUGGAUACACUACCAUAAAAUGGCGACACUUUCCUUGAGGAUAUCAAUAGUUGAACGAAAUGUUACUAAGACUAUGCAAUUUGACCCAACAACUUCGGUAUAUGACACGUGUCGACUAAUAAGAGAAAAAAUUUCAGAAGCAAACUUAGAUCAACCUAAAGAUUAUGGGUUAUUUCUUGCUGACGAAGAUGUUAAAAAAGGAGUAUGGCUAGAACCUGGACGCAACUUAGAAUAUUAUAUACUAAGAAAUGGGGAUUUGCUGGAAUACCGUAAAAAAAUGAGGACAUUAAAAGUACAUAUGCUUGAUGGCACAAUAAAAACACUACUUGUUGACGACAGUCAACCUGUGGCUAACCUGAUGGUGGUUAUAUGUACAAAAAUUGGAAUUACAAAUCACGAUGAAUACAGUCUUGUUAGGGAGAAUCCAGAAGAAGAAAUAGAAAAUAAAGCAAAUUUUGGUACAUUAACUCUUAAAAGAAGGAAAGAAGAUCGGGAACGCGAAAAAGAUGCUAAAAUGGAACAGUUGCGUAAAAAGUUAAAGACUGAUGAUGAAGUAAACUGGGUUGAUCCAUCUAAAACAUUGAGAGAGCAAGGUAUUGACGAGAGUGAGCCUGUAUUAUUAAGGAGAAAAUUCUUUUUCUCUGACGGUAACAUUGAUUCUCAUGAUCCAGUUCAAUUAAAUUUAUUAUAUGUCCAGGCACGAGAUGCGAUAUUAGAUGGAACACAUCCAGUAACCGAGGACCUUGCUUUGCAAUUAGCAGGAAUUCAAACACACAUUCAGUUUGGAAACUACUGUGAAACUAAACAUCGACCUCCAUUUUUAGAUCUAAAAGAAUUCCUCCCACAGUCCUAUAUAAAAGUAAAAGGGAUAGAGAAAAAAAUCUUUGUGGAACAUAAAAAACAUGUAGGUUUGUCUGAGCUGGACGCCAAAGUGUUUUAUACGAAAACAGCACGAUCAUUGCCUACAUAUGGUGUAACGUUUUUCUUAGUAAAAGAGAAAAUGAAAGGAAAAAAUAAACUAGUUCCUCGCCUGUUGGGUGUAACCAAAGAAUCAGUUUUACGUUUAGAUGAAAGAACCAAAGAAAUUCUUAAAACUUGGCCUUUGACAACUGUACGUCGUUGGGGAGCUUCACCCAAUACGUUUACAUUAGACUUUGGAGACUAUUCUGAUCAAUAUUAUUCAGUACAAACUACAGAAGCUGAACAAAUUCUUCAGCUAAUAUCUGGUUAUAUUGAUAUAAUUUUGAAAAAAAAAAAGUCAAAAGACCAUUUUGGUAUUGAAGGAGAUGAAGGUUCAACAAUGGUCGAAGACAGCAUUUCUCCACUGAAAGCAACAAUUUUGCAACAUGAAAGUAGUCAGUUUGGAAAAGUAAACACUGAAUCGGUGGCCAAACCUGCUGUUAUAAGAGCUGGAGCUGAAGGAGCAAAACCAUAUGGAAUGGGGCAUGUAGGCAGUACUCAAUACACGACUGUCAGUGGUCAAAUAAACAUUUCACAUACACCAUAUGUAGCACCACAAAAUAAGCAAAUCAAAGUAUUGAAUGCACCUCAAAAAGCUCUAUGCCAGACUAUAUCUGAUAGUCAAGAAAUCAUAACAACUAUUGAAAAAGAAUUAUUCAACAAAGUAGUCAUUCCCGAGUUUGGUAACGAUCCUGCUUCAACUAAACUGAAAGAAACGACUAUUGACUCAAACAAGCAAAACAUCAGUGCCCAAAUUGCAGCCAUGAACGCUGCAACAGCCCAAGUAGUGACGUUGACUUCUGGGGAAGUUGAUUAUUCGAGUGUUGAAAGAGCUAUUACAUCGAUCACUACUAAUUUACCAGAAAUGAGUCAAGGUGUAAGAGUAUUAGCUGCACUCACACCAACCGGUGACCAUUUAUUAGAUGCCGCUCGUAAACUAUGUUCUGCGUUUUCUGAACUUCUGAAAGCUGUUCAACCAGAUUCAAAUACUUCACGUCAAAAUCUCCUGAAUGCGGCUAGUAGAGUGGGCGAAGCAUCGCAACAAGUACUAACCCAAAUCGGAGAUGACACUGCUGACGAAUCUCGAGAUAUAUUGUUGAGUUUAGCUAAAGCAGUUGCUAAUACAACAGCUGCACUUGUGGUCAAAGCCAAAAAUGUAGCAGCCACAGUUGAACCACAACAUCAGUCUCACGUUAUUAGUGCUGCCACUACAUGUGCUCUUACUACAUCACAGCUGGUGGCGUGUACAAAAGUGGUCGCCGGUACUGUGGAGAAUCCGAGUUGUAAAGAGCAAUUGAUGGCAGCCGCAAGAGAAGUGGCAAUAGCUGUCGAAGACCUAGUAGCAGUAUGUAACUUAUCACAAAAUGACCAAAACAGACACUUGCUACAAGACUUGUCGGAAGCUGCUUAUCAAGUGACAACAACGUUAAAUCAAUUGCUGAAUAGACUUCAGGAUGCUUCUAGGGCUGUUGGUGAAAGUCUAAGUAAUUUGGUUGACAUUGCAACUUCACCGGUGAAUAAGGCAAAAAGAUAUAACACUGAGAAAACCUUCCAAAUCCACGAAUAUUCCAACAAUUCAAAUGACACUGGUUUUAUUGAUCAAAAUAAUUCUUCAUACAAUUCAAUUGGAGAAGACAAAGUAGAUGUAUCAACUCUAAACAAGCGGUAUGAAUAUAAUCAUGAUACUCACAUCAAUGAUCAAAAUUAUGGAUAUUAUAAAUCUUCUCAUGAUUAUCAAUUGCAAAAUUCCCUGACUGAAAAUGAAAAACAACUAAUUAUUCAAAAGUUGUCGACAAGUGGUGCUCGUGGUACUCAAGCAUGUAUUAACGCUGCUAGUACAGUGUCUGGAAUCAUUGGUGAUUUAGACACUACAAUUCUUUUCGCAACUGCUGGAACACUUCAUGCUGAAAACGAAAACGAAACGUUUUCUGAUCACCGUGAAAAUAUUCUUAAAACUGCUAAGGCUUUAGUGGAAGACACUAAAACUUUAGUUACUGGCGCAGCUUCUUCUCAGGAACAAUUAGCAGUAGCUGCUCAAAACGCAGUGUCAACCAUAAUACAAUUAGCUGAAGUAGUGAAAUUCGGCGCAGCAUCUUUAGGUGCUAACAAUCCAGAAGCUCAGGUUAUGUUAAUCAAUGCAGUAAAAGAUGUUGCAACCGCACUAGGAGAUUUAAUACAAGCUACUAAAGCAGCUUCCGGAAAGAACAUAAAUGAUCCUUCAAUGAAUGAACUGAAAGAUAGCGCAAAAGUUAUGGUUACAAAUGUUACUUCUCUAUUAAAGACUGUAAAAGCAGUUGAAGACGAACACACGCGUGGAACGAGAGCUUUGGAAUCCACUAUUGAAGUAAUUGGUCAAGAAAUUAGAGCUUUAAAUUCACAUGAAGUUUAUAAAACAACAACAACAGUAGAAGACUUAGUACGAAGUACUAAACCUAUUACAAUGGCCACUGCCAAAGCAGUUUCAGCUGGUAACAGUGGAAAACAAGAAGACGUUAUUGUUGCUGCUAAUAUGGGACGUAAAGCCAUUUCUGAUAUGUUGACUGUUUGCAAGGGUUGCAGUAACUCUAUUGAAAAUUCUGAACUAAAAUCUAGAACACUGCAAGCUGGACAAAAUAUUGCCCUAGAAUAUAGGAAAUUGUUACAAACAGUACUACAAAUCGUAUCAAAACCCAACUCUAGUACUGAAAACAAACAAUUGCUACAAACAAUUUCUCGUAUGAUCGCACAGUAUGUUACAGAGUUAAUUUCUGUUACUGAAAUAAUUAAAGGUAACGACUGGGUGAGUCCUGAAGAUCCAACAAUAAUUGCCGAGAAUGAGUUGCUUGGUGCUGCUGAAUCAAUUGAUGCUGCUGCUAAGAAGCUUGCCAGCUUACGGCCUAGAAGAUCAGUCAAUGAAGAAAUGGCCGAUGCUACUUCAAACUUUGAUGAAGUUAUACUAGAAGCAGCUAAAUCUAUUGCGGCUGCCACAUCUGCUCUUGUGAAAGCAGCAUCAGCUGCACAACGUGAACUUAUCGAUUCUGGAAAAGUUAGCCGAAGACCACUAACAAGUUCAGAUGACGGCCAAUGGUCUGAAGGCUUAAUAUCUGCUGCUCGUUUAGUUGCUGCGGCCACUCACAGUUUGGUAGAAUCUGCUAACUCUCUUGUCCAAGGAAUAUCUAGUGAAGAAAAGUUGAUAUCUUCGGCCAAGCAAGUUGCUUCCUCUACCGCACAGUUGCUAGUAUCUUGUAAAGUAAAGGCCGAUCCUGAUAGUAGUUCAACUAAGAGAUUAUUGGCUGCUGGCAAUGCUGUAAAGCGUGCCACUGAUAACCUGGUGAAAGCCGCACAACAGGCAAUCCAAAACGAUGAAGAAAGGAGUUUAGUUCUUAGCAAAAAAAUGGUGGGCGGUAUUGCUCAAGAAAUCAACGCUAGAUCUGAAGUUUUGAGGAUCGAACGUGAACUAGAGGAAGCCAGGCAACGACUGGUUGUUAUAAGGCAAGCAAAGUAUAAGGCAAAGGGAGAUGGAACAAGUCCAACUGAAAUGGAACAUGAAUCAUCAUUCGAUCAGUUUAAUAGAAUCGACCACAAUUUGGAUAUGUGCGAAGAUUUUCAGUCAAAUGCAUAUGAUGUUUACAAGUUGAACAACUCGAGCGAGGAUACUAGUAUUAGCUCUUUUAACGAAACAUUUCAUUCUGGCACAAAUAAAUUAUAUUCGUACUCAGGCUCGAACCACAACAAUGUAUGUAACAUGAGUACUACGUUUGAGAAUACCAUCAAAUACAACUGUUCGACUACGAUCAAUACAACUACUAAGUCCUAUACCGUGAACGAGUGAAUAGUCGUAAUGCAGUUAUUCCAGUUUCUUAUUACACUUGCAGACUAAUAGUGUUUCAGUAUUCAGUAAAGAAGUAGAGAACAAAUUAAAAACUCGAUUAAAAAAUAGAUAAAAGUAAAUAAUUUUAAAACCAACAUUUUAUAACAAUUGGGACAAUCGUAUUGAAAAUGUAUUAUCUUCUUUACUUUGUUUUUAUUUGUAUUCAAAAUUGAUUAUAUGUACUGUUAAAAUUAUUCUUUUAUUUAACUUGAUUACUUUUUUUAUUAUUGCUUAACAUGUUAGUUCCUAACAAUUUCAUUAUACAUAAAAAUUAACGAAAUUAAUAUUUUCGCAUUAGCUGUUUGUUUUGCUUUGUGCUGCACAUUGUGAGUGUGUGUGUGUUAUUACUAUACUCCAUCAAUAUUUAUAUACAGUACAGACAAAAUGGUUUAUUAUUAUUAUUAAUAGUAUUAUUGUGUUUUUCACUCCCCUCUAAAUUCUAGUCAAAGUAAUAUAAUUAAUUAUCUAGAUUUAUUAUUGUCGAUUUAACGUCCAAAACUAUGUACUUUCUAAAUAAUAAAAAACUACAUGU
Adelges cooleyi (spruce gall adelgid) is the source of this 5625-nucleotide messenger RNA. Its product is annotated as talin-1-like. The record is from RefSeq and is a predicted model, not a curated record. The coding region runs from base 303 to 5054 and encodes 1583 amino acids. Gene Ontology annotation, molecular function: actin filament binding; integrin binding; structural constituent of cytoskeleton. Gene Ontology annotation, biological process: cell-cell adhesion. Gene Ontology annotation, cellular component: focal adhesion; plasma membrane; ruffle. The transcript has 32 exons. NCBI's taxonomy places the organism in Eukaryota, Metazoa, Arthropoda, Insecta, Hemiptera, Adelgidae.